Messenger RNA from Metarhizium acridum CQMa 102, 963 nucleotides. Lineage: Eukaryota; Fungi; Ascomycota; Sordariomycetes; Hypocreales; Clavicipitaceae. The record is from RefSeq and is a predicted model, not a curated record.
AUGCCCUCCAGACCGUCCUUCAACGACCUGCCCCUCCGAAAGGACGGCCCUCCAGGCAAUGCUUGGGGCCUCUUCGGGCCAGACGACCAGGUCGGCAUGCUCAACCUUCUUACGCCAGAGACCACGGCCAAUGCAGCUCGCGAGAUUGUCGACGGAGUGCGCGUCUCAACUGACUGGUAUCUGGACAGCAUGUCGCCUCCCUGCUUUGGUCGCCGUCCCCUAGAGCAUACUCUGAAGCAAAUGGCCUCGAUGACGGUGACUGAUGACGAGUUGGUGCUCAACACGCAGGCUAGUUCGCAGUGGGACGGGCUUCGGCACUACGGCUAUCAGAAGGAAAAGGUGUACUUUAACGGCAAGACGCAGCAAGACAUCUCAAGCACGAAUGUAAAUGGGAUUCACGGUAUGACCUGGGUCUCUCUCACAUACAUAACGGUAGCGUGCCGCGGCGUUCUUCUGGACUACGCUGCUUGGGCAGACGCAAAUGGAGUCCAAGUCGAGCCAUUCGAAACAGUUUCAGUCCCGGUGUCUACGUUGGCAAAAGUUGCUGCUGCCCAGGGAACGUCCUUUCAACAAGGUGAUAUUCUCCUUAUCCGCACCGGCUGGACGAGGGGGUAUCAAAAACUCUCGGCUGGGGAGAAGGCCGCGGUUGCUGCUACACAUCACCCUCCGUCUAUCGGCAUCGAGUCUUCCGAGGAAACUCUGCGAUGGCUCUGGGAUAAUGGGUUUGUUGCGGUCGCGGGUGAUCAUCCGGCAAUGGAGGCGUGGCCGUGCCAGAAUCUCGACUUUCAGCUGCACCAAUGGCUACUGGCGGGCUGGGGCAUGCCGAUUGGCGAACUAUUCGACUUGGAGAGACUGAGCGAGGAGUGCGCCAAGAGGAAUAGAUGGACAUUCUUUUUCAGCAGCAUGCCUCUCAAGGUUCCCGGCGGUGUGGCCAGUCCACCAAAUGGGGUGGCUAUACUUUGA